Messenger RNA from Trichoderma citrinoviride, 1719 nucleotides. RefSeq names its product fatty acid/sphingolipid desaturase. Gene Ontology annotation, cellular component: membrane. Gene Ontology annotation, molecular function: oxidoreductase activity, acting on paired donors, with oxidation of a pair of donors resulting in the reduction of molecular oxygen to two molecules of water. Lineage: Eukaryota; Fungi; Ascomycota; Sordariomycetes; Hypocreales; Hypocreaceae. Bases 1 to 1719 code for a protein of 572 amino acids. The transcript has 2 exons. The record is from RefSeq and is a predicted model, not a curated record. Gene Ontology annotation, biological process: lipid metabolic process.
AUGUCGGCGACUGAUUCUUCUCGUCCACCGGCGGGGGAUGCCGGCAGCACCAAAGUCCUCCCUCUCAUGACCCGCGAUGAAAUUGAGGACUUGAUUGCGCAUGGACGACAGAUUAUCAUCCACCGCGGAUAUGUCUUGAAGCUGGACGGAUGGCUGCAGUAUCACCCCGGAGGCGACAAAGCCAUCAUGCACCUGGUGGGCAGAGAUGCAACCGAUUGGGUCGACGUCAUCCACUCGUCGGAGGCAAAAGAGAGAAUGCCACGGUACCGGAUUGGCCGGAUUGAGGGUUCUUGGCUCAACUUCAGGCCGCCAAUCCAGGGCGGUGUAUUUCGAACCAUGGAAGAAAUCGAAUCGGAUCGCCGGAAGGGCAUCAACGCCAUCUCGACCGGCGAGGACAAUAGCUCCUCGAGCUCCCGAGCGCCCUCGCCCGUUUUUGAUGUCGACACAAGCGCGUUGCGGGAUCGGAAGAGUGCAUCAGGGCAUGGAGCCGCGAGGUCAGGGUCGGUCUCGUCGGCGUCGACGGCGGAUAAUGUGCCACUAGAUGGCAUGUCCUAUCUGGACGUUAUCACUCGCGAGCAUAUUCAGCUCGAUUUGGAGAAGUAUCCCGCGGUGGACGAGGCGACGCAAGCCCACGUCAUUGCCAAAUACCGCGAGUUGCACCAGAAGAUCAUCGAUGCCGGCCUCUACAAGACGAACUACGCGGCAUACGGCUGGGAGUGCUUCCGCUACUUGUCCCUGUUUGCCUUGAUGCUGAUUGCGCUCUCCUAUGGCUACUACGUGGUCAGCGCCUUGGCUCUUGGCUUUAUGUGGCAUCAGCUCGUCUUCUCUGCCCACGACGCCGGCCAUAUGGGCAUUACUCACAACUACUACAUCGAUACGUUCAUCGGCAUCUUCAUUGCCGACUUUGUGGGUGGCCUCUCGCUGGGCUGGUGGAAGCACAACCACAACGUCCACCACAUCGUGACCAAUGCUCCUGAGCACGAUCCUGAUAUCGAGCACAUGCCCCUGUUCGCCGUUUCUCAUCGCCUGCUGGGCUCUCUGCGGUCUACUUUCUAUGACCGAGUCAUGAAGUACGAUGCUGCUGCGAAGAUCCUCUUGCGUAUCCAGCCGUGGACUUACUACCCUUUCCUGGCUUUCGGUCGCUUCAACCUCUAUGUCCUCUCAUGGGACUACAUCAUCAACGGACGAGGGCCUCGAAAGGGUCAGGCGGCGGCCCUUCGUUGGCUUGAGCUGACAGGGCAGAUAUUUUUCUGGGCUUGGUUCGGUUAUGGGAUCCUGUACAAGUCGAUACCCGACAACUGGUCGCGGUUCGUGUAUGUGCUGGUGAGCCACAUUGCAUCCUCUCCCCUGCAUGUCCAGAUUGUGCUGUCGCACUUCGCCAUGAGCACCACCGAUCUGGGGCCGCAGGAGUCGUUCCCGCAGAUGAUGCUGAGGACGACCAUGGACGUCGACUGCCCUCGCUGGCUGGACUUUAUCCACGGAGGCCUGCAGUUCCAGGCGAUCCACCACCUGUUUCCGCGUCUGCCGCGCCACAACUUCCGCGAUGCGCAGAAGCUGGUCAUUGAGUUUUGCAAGGAGGUCGGCAUUCCCUACGCCUACUAUGGCUUUUCGACGGCCAAUGGGCAGGUCAUUGGCAGGCUGGCAGAGGUUGCCAGACAGGCCGCCAUUUUCUCAAAGUGCCAGGAAACAAUCACCAAGUCGAAGAAUUUUGACAUUUAG